Molecule: messenger RNA, 1459 nt
Organism: Cucurbita maxima (winter squash)
Lineage: Eukaryota; Viridiplantae; Streptophyta; Magnoliopsida; Cucurbitales; Cucurbitaceae
Product: probable 2-oxoglutarate-dependent dioxygenase ANS
Exons: 3
Coding region: 226-1326 (366 amino acids)
Source: RefSeq, a predicted model, not a curated record
UAUGAGUUCAUAUCCUAAAAUCUACCAAAUUCAUCCUGAAAUUAAAAUUUUAAAGUUGAAAUUAAUACAAUAACAAGUCCCGAGUCAAGAAAAUAAUAUUUUAGUGUCUUCUCGAGAUUGCAGUUGACAAAUCCAAUUUCAUUUCUAAACCGAUUAAAAUGCUCUGUAUUGAUCUCUGUAUUGCAACCGGAACAGCAGAACUCCGUCGCUUCUGCACCACCAGCCAUGGCCGGAACAAACCCAUCCGGCACCGUCCAAGAUGUAGCUUCCAAAGGAGAAGUCCCGGAAAGAUACAUCCAUAUUGAAAGCGAUCGAGGAGCUCUAGAUGCUCCUUUAAUGGCAGCUCCUGUAAUCGAUAUGGCUCUCCUCUCCUCUCCAUCCAAAUCCGGACCAGAACUGGAGAAACUCCGUCAUGGACUUCAGUCAUGGGGCUGCUUUCAGGUUGUAAAUCAUGGAAUGUCAGCGGAGUUUUUGGAUGAAGUUCGUCGAUUAGCGAAACAGUUCUUUGAUCUUCCAAUGGAAGAGAAAUCGAAAUACUCGAGGGAAGAAAAUGAGAUUGAAGGAUAUGGAAACGACAUGAUUCUAUCAAAUCAACAAAUUCUCGAUUGGACUGAUCGAUUAUACCUUACUGUAUAUCCAAAAGAAAGCCAUCGAUUCAAGUACUGGCCAACAAAUCCUGAAAGAUUCAGGUACUUUUCUCAAACCUUCACGAUUUUUCGAAGAAUCUGCAGAAACGAGUUGAUUCGUGAUGAACAUUGCAGGGAAGUUCUUCACGAGUACACUGCAAAUGUGAAGCUGUUAAGCGAGAAAAUCCUUAAAGCUAUGGCGAUUUCAUUGGAUUUAAACGAAGAUAGCUUCAUCAAACAGUACGGUGAGGAAGUUAAACUGGACGCACGGUUCAAUUUCUACCCUCGAUGUCGAAAUCCGGAUCUUGUUCUUGGCGUGAAACCGCAUGCGGAUGGAUCGGCCAUCACGAUUUUGUUGCAGGAUGAGGAAGUAGAAGGUCUUCAGUUCUUGAACGGCAAUGAGUGGUUCAACGCCCCGAUCGUUCCUGGCGCUCUUCUCGUCAAUGUUGGGGAUCAAGCAGAGAUCACGAGUAAUGGGAUAUUCAAGAGUCCAGUUCAUAGAGUGUUGACGAACUCAGAGAGGGAGAGGAUAUCGUUGGCAGUGUUUUACCUUCCGGAUUCGGAGAAAGAAAUUGAACCAUUGGAGAAGCUCAUCGAUGAAACUCGGCCAAGGUUGUACAAGUCUGUGAAGAACUUCGUUGGCCUUUACUUUCAGUACUACCAGCAGGGCCAGAGGCCCAUGGAGGCCGCACGAAUCUAAGUUUGGUAUCAAUCUUAAUCAAUGGAAUCAUAAUUUAUUUUGUUUGUUUAUGUUUUUCUUCCAAUUUGUUCUAUGAGGUUCUUGUUUGGACGAGUUUUGUAUGGACUUAUAUCUACGCUAUUCUUAGGAAUAA